AUGUCAAAUCCAUUGCAAUUUCAAUGCCGCAUGUAUGAGGCAAAAUACCCUGAGGUUGACGACUUCGUUAUGGUCAACGUUCGAGCAUGUUGUUUUUUAUUUGGUGUCUGUUUAUAUUGGAAAUCUGGACUAUUUAACAUGUCACUUAUAAUGGAUUAUAUCG
This is a messenger RNA of Racocetra persica, 163 nucleotides long. The record is from the annotation of a GenBank genome assembly. Lineage: Eukaryota; Fungi; Glomeromycota; Glomeromycetes; Diversisporales; Gigasporaceae.